AUGGGUGUUGACAAGAUGCUGAUGCGCGACCUGGAAGACGUUUUCGUGCCCACCUCAACGAAAGUGCCAAUGCGCGAAGAGCAGCCACAGGACAGCGAUGAUUGCCUCACGUGCGUGGCUCCGGCCCCGCAGUCCUUCAACAAGUGGCUCACGGUAGCGAUCUCCGAGGAAGACGCUGCGUACAAGAUCCAGAUGUUCCUGCGGGGUCGCCUCAAGCUGCGUCAAUGCAGCUGCACAUCAACUGAGCGCACGACUUCUACCACCUCUUCAGUAGACGCACUGUCGGUGCCGGAAGAGGUGGACGAAGACCAUUUGCAGUACGAGAUCUUGCUCUGGUACGGUUCCAGUCUCGGCUCCCUCGGCUUCAUCUCGUGUGACAUCACAGGCUAUCCGUGUGUGGAAGUGGCCGAAGGCAACGACUCGUUGCCCGGGAUGUGGAACCUCCGCGAAGGCGAUUUCCUCAUCGCUAUCAACGACCGCAACACGAAGCGCAACGCUGUGCCUUUCGACGCCGUCAUGCAGAUUCUCGACAGCGGCGUGCGGCCGGCCGUGCUGAGGUUUCGAAGACCUGCUUCGCACGAGUUGCAGAGCCUGACGACGAGACCGCGGCGGCUUUCGACGGUUGCGCGCACCGAUCUGCAAAAGAGUCGAGAGCGACUCGAGCGGUCCUUGAGCUACGUCAUCUGGCGAGAAGAGGACGGCCCGCUUGGAAUGAGUUUGAAACCGGAAACCGGCAAGUCCUAUCCGGUUGUCACGGCCAUGAACGCGUCUGGCGUAGCGGGUCGCGGGGGUAGCGGCAGGUACGGCAAAGUGAGUGUGGGCGAUCAGCUCUUGACCAUCAACCACCACGACGUGUUCCGCUUGGGGUUCAAGACGACGUGCCAAGUCAUGCAAGUGGCUCCGAAACCACUCGUGCUCACGUUCCGACGCACGUCACCGGAACGCACCGAGCCUCGUUAUCUCGACUUGUGA
Messenger RNA from Hyaloperonospora brassicae, 972 nucleotides. The record is from the annotation of a GenBank genome assembly. NCBI's taxonomy places the organism in Eukaryota, Oomycota, Peronosporomycetes, Peronosporales, Peronosporaceae.